GUCCCCGCCGGUCUCACCAGGCAAUCAAACAACUAGUCCGUGGACGAAGAUGGAGUCUUGCCACGCACCCCACUCGAAUUCAAUAAUUGAACAUUUCAAGAAAUGUCACUAUUAAAUGCUUGCCUCUUCAACAGAAGCAUUGGAGCCAUGGACAUGGCAGCCGCAAGGAAGAAGCACGAGGCCUCCUCCAAGAUAAAGUCCACCUCCUCCUCUGACUUCGACACAGAUUUAGAGCAUCUUGGGUACAAGGAACAUCUCCAAGGUGUUUAGAAAGAGAGAAACCGAUCGGAUUUCGGCCGCCCACGACGAACGAACGGAUGAGCGGAAGAAGAACAAGAAAGGAAGAAACGGAUUGCAGUUCAUCGUGUGUCGAGGCGAAAAUGGGCCCCGGAAAUAACAUAGGGAAGUACCAGUUCAGCAGGGUCAUCGGAGAAGGUACCUUUGCCAAGGUCAAGCUUGCAGUGGACAGCACCAACGGCCAGUAUGUUGCGAUCAAGAUCAUCGACAAGCAGAUGGUCAUGAAGAGCAAUCUCAAGCAUCAGGUACGAAGAGAGAUAAAGACAAUGAAGCUUCUGCAUCACCCCAACAUCGUUCGGAUCCACGAGGUCAUUGGAACGAAGACAAAGAUCUACAUAGUAAUGGAGUAUGUAUCAGGAGGACAGCUUUCAGACAAGCUGGCUUAUUCAAAAAAAUUGGACGAAUGUGAAGCGAGAAAGCUCUUCCAACAAUUAAUCGAUGCAGUGGACUAUUGUCAUAGCAGAGAUGUUUGUCACAGAGAUCUGAAGCCUGAAAAUUUGCUUCUGGAUAGCAAGGGAAAUCUGAAAAUCUCUGACUUCGGAUUAAGUGCUUUGCAGAAGCCUGGAGAUCUGUUAUCUACUGCAUGCGGCUCCCCAAGCUAUGUUGCACCUGAGCUACUGAUAAAGACGGGAUAUGAUGGCGCACCAGCAGAUAUUUGGUCUUGUGGGGUAAUUCUCUUCGAGUUACUGUCUGGGAUUUUGCCAUUCGAUGACCGUAACCUCAUCAAUUUGUACAAGAAGAUCUACAGAGCAGAAUACACAUUUCCCCCAUGGUUCACAGAAGGUCAAAGAAAGAUAAUAUCCAGAAUACUUGAACCAAAUCCUAAGAAGAGAAUCGCAGUACCGGAGAUAAUCGAAGAUGAAUGGUUCCAGAAGGACUAUGAGCCUGCGUACGGAUAUGAAUGCGAUGAACAAAUCCAUCUGGAUGAUGUUAAUGCUGCAUUCGACUACUCUGAGGAGAAUGAUGGCCAGAAGAAGAUACCAAAAUCCUCCAGUUUCAUAAACGCUUUUCAAUUGAUAGCAAUGUCCCAUGACCUUGAUCUAUCAGGUCUUUUUGAAGCACAGGAUGAAGACAAACACAAAACGAUGCUUAUAUCCAAGCAUACAGUAGAUGAUACCUUCAAGAAAAUUGAAGCAGCUGCAGCAGACCUCAGCUUGGCGGUUGAGAUGUCGAACAAUAAGGUGAAGAUGCAUCUAGUGCAAAAGACGACUAGGUCUUCUCGGUCAUACUUCAACUUAUCAGCCGAGGUGAUUGAGGUGGCUCCCAUUUACUGUGUCAUAGAAAUUUCAAAAUCUUCAGGGGAGCUCGGCGACUAUAAAAAGUUUUGCCAAAGUUUGUCCAGCCUAUUGGCAGAGAAAUCUGGUAGUUCAUCACAAAGUCAUGCGAUGGACUUAUUCAAUAUCGACAGCAAAGGCGUCGAACAAGCUAGAUGUUAUCAGGAGGAAGCUAAGUCUGCUGCUAAUGACCUACGUGGCUAUUCGUCCUCCUGAUGAUUGUUUUCCUCAACCUCUUGUGCUCUCAAGAUUGUUGAGACGAUGAUGGUGAAAACUGUAAAGAUUGUUACAAUAUCAUUUACGCAUGAAGAAAUUCACAAAAGAACGAAGAAGGAAGUUAUUGAACGUGAGAUUUGCAAACUGCCAAUUGCAACAUGAUGCUUAAGAUUCAGUUUGAUACAACGAAAGGAGCUCUUUUGGUUCUCUCACUGUAUUAGAUUCUUUCUGUUUCUUUUCACCCCAGAAGAUCUUCUUGAAGGCUAUACAGGCAUGAAGUCUUCAUUACUUUAUUCAUUGAAAGAUCAAUAAGAUAUGUGCUCUGUUCC
Molecule: messenger RNA, 2116 nt
Organism: Rhodamnia argentea
Lineage: Eukaryota; Viridiplantae; Streptophyta; Magnoliopsida; Myrtales; Myrtaceae
Product: CBL-interacting serine/threonine-protein kinase 21-like
Exons: 15
Coding region: 318-1787 (489 amino acids)
Biological process (GO): signal transduction; protein phosphorylation
Molecular function (GO): protein kinase activity; ATP binding
Source: RefSeq, a predicted model, not a curated record